AGGUGAGAGAGCCCGUUCGGUAUAGGUCGAGAGGUUUGCCCUGAGCUUACAAGGAGGGCUUGCGAGUUCCUGCCUCGUCUCGCCUCUCACCGACACCAACCCGGCGGCAGCUAGGGUUUUGCGCUCCCAUAAUCUUCUCCCGAAGCCUCCCGCGCCGCCGGCGAUCCAGGUCCCCGACUCCCUCCUCCGGAUCCGGCUUUUUUUUUACUACCGGAUCUCUCUCAAGAUGCUUCCCCUCUCUCUCCUGAAGACCGCCCAGGGGCAUCCCAUGCUCGUGGAGCUCAAGAACGGCGAGACGUACAAUGGGCACUUGGUGAACUGCGACACGUGGAUGAACAUACACCUUAGGGAGGUUAUUUGCACCUCAAAGGAUGGUGAUAAGUUUUGGAGGAUGCCUGAGUGUUACAUUCGUGGGAACACGAUCAAGUAUCUUCGAGUUCCUGACGAGGUGAUUGACAAAGUUCAAGAGGAAACUUCUAAGAGUCGAUCAGAUAGGAAGCCGCCAGGUGUUGGCCGCGGAAGAGGAAGAGGAGAUAUAGGCACAAAACCUGGAGGAAGAGGUAUUGGGCGUGGUCAAGAUGAUGGUAAAGGCGGUGGCCGUGGAAGGGGUGGAAUUGGAAGUAAAGGCGGUAACAAAGGGCGUGGCCGUGGGUGAGAGGGAUCAUCAGAUGCGAGAAUGCCGCUUUUUUAAGGCCUGUGGUUGUGUUGCAUAGAUUGCUUAGGACAUGAAAAACUGUGGGGGCUAGAACCGCUGGAUUUUGUGGUAUGACUGAAAUGGUUCGUGGGUCUGAGACUGAGUCCUCGAGGAAGACAGCUGGCAGAUGACCAGUCUCUGUUCCUCAAAACAAUUUACUUGAUGUCUGGGGUAUCGGGUACGAGCAUUGUGUACUAGCCCCAACAUGUUCGUUUCCGAAGUUCUGAUCGGAUUGUUUGAGUAUUUGCUGUUUGUCCAGGUAGCUUUCUGUGCUGCUAUCUGCAGAAUUUA
Molecule: messenger RNA, 985 nt
Organism: Brachypodium distachyon (stiff brome)
Lineage: Eukaryota; Viridiplantae; Streptophyta; Magnoliopsida; Poales; Poaceae
Product: probable U6 snRNA-associated Sm-like protein LSm4
Exons: 7
Coding region: 227-655 (142 amino acids)
Biological process (GO): P-body assembly; spliceosomal snRNP assembly; mRNA splicing, via spliceosome
Cellular component (GO): spliceosomal tri-snRNP complex; U6 snRNP; P-body
Molecular function (GO): U6 snRNA binding
Source: RefSeq, a predicted model, not a curated record